Ostrea edulis (European flat oyster) is the source of this 466-nucleotide messenger RNA. RefSeq names its product U9-ctenitoxin-Pr1a-like. The transcript has 3 exons. Bases 102 to 431 code for a protein of 109 amino acids. The record is from RefSeq and is a predicted model, not a curated record. Lineage: Eukaryota; Metazoa; Mollusca; Bivalvia; Ostreida; Ostreidae.
UAAACUUAUCUCUAGAACUAUCAACCUCUGUUGAUAAGACAUAUAUUGCGGAAGAUCUGUAGAUCUGGGAGCACUGGUAUAGGUUUGUCCGACAGAACAAGAUGUACAUCCUUACGGGACUAACGCUAUGUACUGUGUCACUCAUGGUCAUGGGUGCUUUGAGGGAUGACUGUGCCUCUAACAGUGACUGCCCCGCCACGCACUGCUGUGUGACGGACUAUCACGGGAAGUACUGUUCUGCCUACCAGAACGCCACCCAACCGUGUCAUCUUCCGGGUCACACACUCCAUCUGUACCACUGUAACUGUGCCCCAGGAUACAACUGCCAACCUUUACAUAUAUCUGCAGAAGGUUCACUAGCAGGUGCUCUGCAUCAGGUGGAGACUAUCCUGUCACAUACUGGUUAUGGGACAUGUGUGCCAGUCGUAUAAAUUCUUAUUUUGUAUAUUAAACAGCUAAAAUCUCA